Molecule: messenger RNA, 585 nt
Organism: Schistosoma haematobium
Lineage: Eukaryota; Metazoa; Platyhelminthes; Trematoda; Strigeidida; Schistosomatidae
Exons: 8
Coding region: 1-585 (194 amino acids)
Biological process (GO): RNA catabolic process
Cellular component (GO): extracellular region
Molecular function (GO): ribonuclease T2 activity; RNA binding
Source: RefSeq, a predicted model, not a curated record
AUGUAUUCAACUAUGUUCAUUUUUAGGAAACAUGAAUUCGAAAAACAUGGUAGGUGUGCAACUGAGGAUCCUGCAAUUAAAAACCAACAUGGUUACUUUAAAUUUGGUAUUGAUCUGAUGAAGAAACUGAACCUACUAGAGACUCUGAUGAAAAAUAAUAUCACACCUCAUGAUUCUAAACAAUAUGAAACAACCAAUUUACAAAGCGUUUUGAAAAAAGAAUUCGGUUAUAAUGGUUCUUUAAAGUGCACUGAAAUAAGAAAAAAGCCAAAUGUGAGACGUUUGGAAGAGAAAGGAGUGGGACGCCUGGAAGAGAGUGCUCCGCCGAGAGAAUUAGAUGGUUUUACUAUUCAUGCGAUGUGGCCUAAAACUGCACGUCAUAAAGAUCCAAAGUGUAAAUCGAAAGAACAAUUUGAUAUAGCACAAUUGCGGAUAUUUGUCAUUUACGAAUUAUGCACAACAUCUAGUCAUAAUGAAAUGGGUAGACAAACAAUCGUUCCGACACAUGAAGUUUAUAAUACACUUAUGUUAAUUGAUACCUUUAGAGCUGAACUUGAUUUCGAUCAUUGUGAAAUAUUGGCUUAA